CAAUGUCAGUGCUGUCCUCAGUUCUGGAAUCCAAAUAUUUCUGAGUGUUCUUCUAGACACUUCAUUUUAACUCAAAGAACUAAGGACGCAAUCACCAAACUAGUCAGUCCAGUGGGAUUGAGUACUGCAAGUGCUACAAUGUCAACAAACAUCAAGCAACGAGUAAUGACAUCCCUGAGAAAAGUGGAGGAAUAUAUCUUGAAUGAUAUAUUGUCAUCACUGAAUAAAAGUGGAACAAAAGAAGACAUCAUAUACUAUAAUUCAAAUGAAGCUGAGAUUUUUGCGUAUUAUGUGCCAUUUAAUAGCAGCUAUGGAGAAGAAUUGUUAACCCUAAUGGUAGAGAAUGUCACAAUGAGAAUUAAUAGGAAAACAGUCACUAAUGGGACUGAAACAGGUACUCCUCCUUUUGCUAUGCUGACAUCAAUCCAUGGGUCUAAACUUGAAACUCUGCUCUCUGAUGAUCAUCUGGUUGGCCAAACCACAUCAAGUAUAAAAUAUAUGGUGAAUUCAAAAGUAAUAACUGCAACAAUUUCAAGCAAGUCAAAGUACUAUCUCAAAGAUCCAGUCAUGUUCACAUUUCGGAAAAAGGAGGUUAAUGAACGGAAACCAUCUAAAUGUGUCUUCUGGAAAAAUGGUGGAAAAAACAUAAGUGGCUGGUCUACAGAAGGAUGUUCUGAGGAAAAUACCAAUACAACGCACAUAACAUGUAAAUGUAACCAUUUAAGCAGCUUUUCUGUACUAAUGGCUCUAGAUGAAACAUUACAGGAUGAGACACCAUUAGCCAUAAUUUCAUAUAUCGGACUCACAUUUUCAGUCAUCUGCUUGGUUAUUUCAGUUUUGACAUUUUGGCUGUGUCAUUCUAUUAAAAAUGCCACUACAGCACAACUCCUCAACCUUUGUGCCAGCCUACUUGUGGCAGAUGUUAUAUUCCUUUUUGGCAUUUCUAGGACAAGCAAUAAGGCAUUGUGCAAAGCUAUUGCAAUGUUCCUGCACUACUUCUUCUUGGCUUGCUUCUGUUGGAUGUGCCUGGGAGCACUGCAGCUCUAUCUCAAGGUACUACAUUUGAAAGCAGUCAAUGUUUUCCGAACACACGUCAUCUGAAGGAGAUACCUUUAUCCUGUGGGCUAUGGACUACCUGCCAUAAUUGUGGCAAUUUCUGCAGCUAUCUCCCCUCAACACUAUGGGACAAAAAAAGUGUGCUGGUUGAAAUUAGAAAGUGGCUUUAUAUGGAGCUUUCUGGGACCUGUUUGUUUUAUACUUUUGGUGAAUAUAUUUUUAUUUAUCAAAACUAUUUACAUGCUGCAACAACAUUUUUCAUCGCUCAACAAAGAUGUGUCAACAAUCAAGAACACAAAGGUACUCCUUUUCAAGGCCAUUGCUCAGUUCCUUGUACUGGGCUGCACAUGGAUAUUUGGUAUCUUUCAGUUUCGACAAGAGAUGCUUUUCAUGUCAUACCUUUUCACGUUACUGAAUAGCUUCCAUGGAGUCUUUAUGUUUCUGCUCUACUGUGUUGCUAACAAACUGGUUCUGGAUGAGUACAAAAAGAAGUUUCAGUGCCUCAUCAGAAGGAAGAAGAAAGAGCAGGACCUCACUACUACAUCCAGCACUGCUGCCACUUUUAUGAUUAUGUCAUCAUCUCAAACUUGAAAAGCUGUUUCCCAAGUGUCCUGUAACUAAUAUCGGUAUCAGCAAUGCAAAAAGAGAAGAUAAAGUUGGUGAAGAAGAAGAACAUUGAAGCAUAUGUAUAAGUGUCAUGAGUUAUGCACUUUGUAAUAAAUAUUCUAAUACGUUUGAAAUGUACUUUACAUGCCUAUAAGUAGUUACUCAUGUAGCUACCUCCACUGCUCUGCUUGCUUAAAACAAAAACAGAAAUAUCAUGGUUUCAGCGCUGCUCUCUACAAUUUCUUAUUACCAUAUGUUCUUUUAUUACUUGAAUUCACAUUAAUCAGUUAUUCGUCAGACAUUCUGCAUUCUUGUUAACGUACAGACAUGUUAAUGCUUUGGAAGCAUACUAUUGUAAUA
This is a messenger RNA of Protopterus annectens (West African lungfish), 2022 nucleotides long. RefSeq names its product adhesion G protein-coupled receptor E2-like. NCBI's taxonomy places the organism in Eukaryota, Metazoa, Chordata, Ceratodontiformes, Protopteridae. The transcript is spliced from 12 exons. The record is from RefSeq and is a predicted model, not a curated record. Gene Ontology annotation, molecular function: G protein-coupled receptor activity. Gene Ontology annotation, cellular component: membrane. Gene Ontology annotation, biological process: cell surface receptor signaling pathway; adenylate cyclase-activating G protein-coupled receptor signaling pathway. The coding region runs from base 139 to 1101 and encodes 320 amino acids.